CCCUUUUUUUAAAUGUAGGCUAUUGCAGGCCGGCUCUGUAAUUUUGGAAUCUGUCCUUGUGUAUGGCGGACGGGAAAAUUCCUCACCAGGAACGGUGACACAACCUCCCCCCCCGGUGUGGGAGCUGUGAGCGGACAGCCCGCACGAUCCGGACUGUCGUCUUUUUGACGGCUCGUUACAUUAUUUGCUCCAAAAAAAUGUAACGUAGCGUGUCGAAGCGGCGAGGGGGGGCAAACACAAGACUGGAGGGAAAUUUCUAACAUUUUUGAAUUUCCUCAUAACUAAUUCACAUUUUUCCCCUCCCCCGGAGGAGGAAGCCGUUGUUGCAGACACCCCUGGCCGAAGGGAGGCUUUUUCGUCGGGAGUGUUUUCGCAUGAGCCACGGCGCUUUUGGAGUUCAGGGUCGGAGAAGGUGGAGUCAUGAGUGCACAAGAGUCACCCAGGGUUGGAGAAGGCGGAGUCACGAGUGCACAAGAGUCACCCAGGGUUGGAGAAGGCGGAGUCAUGAGUGCACAAGAGUCACCCAAUCCCGGCAAGGAGCUCGGAAGCGGCGGCAGCAACGGUCCCCCUUCGACUUCCGCCGUGGUCAGCCAGGACGCCGGCUUGCCUCCGGUCACGAUCAAGAAGGAACCGGGCACCACGGAGACGAGCAACGGCACCUUUGGUGACGCCAACCCGGCGGAGAUCUGCGUCGUCAUCGGAGGAAACGACGGCAAAGCGAGCGGAGGCGGAUCUCGCAGAGGCCAGACGGAGGGUAUGUUCGCUCUUGGUACUCCUCCCCCAACCAAGAGCACAGACUCGUGCAUAGGUUCCUAUGUAUGUGGAGUUUGUGGGAAGAAGUACAAGUAUUACAACUGCUUCCAGACGCACGUUAGAGCACACAGAGAAUCUGAGAGCAUGGUUGCGGAUCUGCAACCAACGCCCAACAGUGGCUUCCGUUAUUCCUGUGACAUCUGCGGCAAGAAGUAUAAAUACUACAGCUGCUUCCAGGAACACCGUGACCUGCACGCAGUGGAUGAUCCAUAUGAGCAGGUCAUGAUACCCAUCGAUGGCCUUAAAGAGGAGGAGCCGGUUGAAUCCUAUCCUAAAAUUGGACCAAAAACGGGCAGCUUUGUUUGUGAGUUCUGCGGGAAGCAGUACAAAUAUUUCAACCCCUACCAGGAGCACGUUGCGCUUCACACACCCAUGAGCUCCUUUGAUUUGACGGCAUCUCGAGUGCAGGAGUGCGGAAGCUUGGACAUGAGUAAAUUUGGCCACAGCCAAACUGAUAAGAUUAAAACCAGUCACUUCAGACGGAAACUGGAGAAUGCAUUACAGUCUAGCCUGGUUGACACAAACAGUUCACGGAAUUCUAGUGGCACGCCAAGCCCUCUGGUGGCCACUUCCUUCCCGACACCUCAGAAACCCUACACUUGUGGUGCCUGUGGCAUCCAGUUCCAGUUCUACAACAACCUGCUGGAGCACAUGCAGUCCCACGCUGCCGACAACGAGAACCACACCAAAGGAGACUCUCCAAAAGCCUCCUCAGCCUCGGGUCCUCAGGAGCCGCUUUGGAGAGCGUCUCCGGCUCAGGCACCGCACCCUCCCGUCAAACUACAGAUACAACCUCAAAGUCUCGUCCAGAGGAACCACAAUAUCACCCAUAAUAAUGGGCUGCCUGAGAAGGAGCGGCUACAGGUGGCUGAGCGUCUCUUACGGGUAAUGUGUUCUGAUCUGAACAUGCUCAACGUGCUCAACAGCAAGGACUUCCUCAAGCUGGCACAGACGUUGGUGGACACGGGGGCACGUCACGGUGCUUACUCCACCCGUGAUGCCCUCGGCAACAUGAGUGCCUUGGCGCUGCGUCAGCUACCCCGCAUGUACAACCAGGUCAAGGUCAAGGUGACGUGCGCCCUCGGCUCCAACGCCUCUCUUGGCAUCGCCGUCACCUGCCACUCCCAGACAUCAGGGCCGGACGCUUGCUACGUUCUAACAGCGUACCAGGUGGAGGGGUCGAGACUGAAACGCUACGUUCUUGGCGUGCGGGAGGCGGAGCUGAGGGAGGGGCCGGAGCAGAUUCACCACUGGGUCCAGAAUGUAUUGUCUGAAUUUGUGAUGUCAGACAUUCGCACUGUGUACGUGGCGGAGCCCCGGGUGUCGGCGGCCGGAUUCGGGGUCUCUUCGCUCGGUGGCAGGGGCAGGAUAUGCUUACGCUGCGCCGGGUGUUCGCUCGGCGCAGUGGUACAGGCAGUCCUCGGGAAACGUAGCCUUCAGGCUCGAGGCCUUCACGAGCUGGCCGAACUCCUCGCCACAUGCAAGGACAUCUCCACCUCCACCACACUGACACUGAGGGAGGAGCAGCACACCAAUGCUUCCCUUAGCAUGACCGAAGAAGGAGCGCAGGGCAGCGCUGCCCAGUGCCCCACCCCUCCCUGUUGGGACCGUACGGCCGAGGCCCUUCUGCAGGUCCAUGCCCACUUUGAGCACAUCUGUGAGACAUACGGACGCAGUAAGUCCACAGCGCCGCUGCUCCAGGGACUCAACAAGCAUUUGCUCGGCACGCUGACUUGUCUGCUGGCUCCUCUGCGCCUGGCAGCGCUGGAGCUGAGCAGCCAAAGGAGACCCACCCUGCAGCAGGUGCUUCCCGUCUACCUGCGCCUGGAGAAGUUUUUCACUUCCAAAGCCGGAGAAGCGGGAACCGGCAUGGCCAGCAAACUCUGCCACUACUUCCUAGAAGCGCUCAAGGAGAACUUUAAGGUUGAGCGAGCCCACCAGGUGGCGAUGGUGUUGGACCCUCAACUCAAGCUACGUUCAGUUCCCGCUUACCAGCACGAGGACAUCAUCUCCCGCGCCUGCGAACUUGCCGCCGAACCCAGGGACGGCGGCAUGACCGCGGCCGGGGCGUCGUGCGGCGAGGAGCGGGACGCCGACGGCCCUCCCAUGCCCAAAAUCACCCGAGUGGAGGGGGCGGGAAACAACGGCGGCCUUUCCAGGAUGACCUUGUCCACCAACGACGAGAGUCAAAGCCACGUCAGGCAAGAGAUCUUCCAGUACCUGGCGGAGCCUCUCCUCCAAGGCACCACCGAUCUCUUCCACUACUGGAGCGCGACAAUGGGCGACAGGUUCCCCAAGCUUGCCCGCCUGGCGCUGUGGCUCCUGGCUGUGCCGGCGGUGGGCAUACGAAGCGAGUGCGUAACUGUGUGCGAGCAGAGCCUGGCCAUGAAGAGGAGGCAGCAGGUAACCGCCGAAGAAAUGAACAAACUCAUUUUCCUUCGCUCCAACAUGGGCUAACCAACCAAACCUUCACCUUCCACCAGAGACUUAUUUAUAUACACUAAGGCCGACUGUAAAGCUAAAUGUGUAUGGAGAGGCGGGAAAAAAAAAAAAGAAGACAUUUUUAGGUUGCAAGCACUUGGAACAGUAAGGCUUGUCGCAUACUAAAUGACACACUGACAAGUAGAUGUUCAGUGCUUUCGGGACGGAGCAGUUAUGUGAGUGUCAGGUGAGCCUCUUUUGUCUGGCUUGAAGACUCAACUGCUUUAAAGGCUACAUGCUGUUAGACUUACGGGAUGGCAGGUAAGGUCAGUAAGAGUGAGCUUGCUGGCAUAAAUACAACACACAAAACGGUUCAGAAAUUUCACUGCCUUUUGCACCUCUUCAGUCAUUUGUGGCAAUGACGCCAAGAUUUUUUUUUUAUUUCAACAACCGCCUCCCCAAAAUCUGCUCAACCACUCACCUUUUUGUUCAAAAAGGUUCAGUACACUAAGAGUUGAUUACAAUCUUAUGCCCUUGUCAUACGCUAACAUCGUCCACUGUUUCUUUUGGCUGGAUUUACACCGCAGGGCCAAGUGGCUACUUCCGAGGACCCUGAAUCGACUUUUUUUGUAUUAUUGUUAUUAUUUUAUCUUUUACAUCUACAUUUCAAGUGUCACACACUGUACCCGAUAAAGCCGAGUUUACGAUCUACAAUAUGAUCCAAAUUCUGCGCAAAUGAGUAUACAAGCAUCGACGCCAGGCAUUGAGACAGAAGAGAAAAAAAAAUCAUAGAAAUAUUUAACAUUAUGAUGAUAUGAGAGCCACCUCAGCAUUGCUCCACUGGCUACGCUCUCCAAAAAUGUUACUUCUUUAAUGAUGGCCUUGCAUUUUUCAUUGCAGUGUUUUUUCUUGAUAAAUACUGUUUCAUUUGAGCAGACGUGGACGUGUGUAAAUGUGUCACCAUAUGUCAAAUGCAUUUGGAUGACCUCAAGAUCACGUGGAUCAGCCAUACGUUUAAUGCUGUACCCGCAUUGGCAGAUAUGUUUGAUACGUUGGAUGUUUGUAUCCACAUCUGACAGGUCUAAUUUUGAUGUGAACAUACCUAAUUCAUAGCAUUUUUCUUCUUCUUUUUCCACUUCUGUGACGCAUAUUCACAUCGACAACAAAACCUCUGAAUUGUGCCACUUGAAUCAUGCAGUGUAAAUCCAGCCUUUGUCUCCUGCUGCUACAUGUGCUAGCUGCACUGCUUGGCUUAUGGGCACUCUGAUCAGACUUUUGGGGUUUUUGCGAUGAUUGUGUUAACAGUUAGCAUCAUACUUAGGGUACAGCCAAGCUUAUAUUGAAUAUAUUUAAAUCACAAGGCAGUUUUAGCUUGCUCACUGUAGAAAAACAUGCUGACCUGCUGUCGAUUUUAAACAUGUUGUUUAUAUGUUUUGGGUUUUUUUUUUUUUUUUUUUUUUGCAGUAAUUUGAAUAGUCUUGGUUCUGGUAAAUGCAUAACUUCUAGAACCCCCUUUUUUUUAAUCAAUAUAGUUUAGUCUUCCGUAAGUGGGGCUUCAUGUGUUCUUUUCUCGAGGCAAUAAGCUACGGCUCAUGGUUAAUAGGGUAAACGACAGAAUCUACCAAAAGAGAUUGGUGGCGGACGCGCUGCUCCCACCGUCAAUUGGCGAUCGCUUUGUUUUUGUGGGAAUCAAAACGGAAAUCUCUCCCAAAGGAAUACAUUAGCCUGACAUUCCCCUUCACUGUACUUUGACCUCCAUUUUGAGCGACACGCGUGCACCCUCAAAUACAGCUCGUCAUGUCAUUUGAAAUGAGCACGUUGUAUGAGAGACACAUGCCCUGGCACGCCCACUAAUCCCCCUACCUAAGGGCCACCGACGUCCCCCUAAUGAAAUCAAGUUACUUUUAUUUUUUUUGAGGGGGUGUGCUAAUACCUCUUUUAAUUGCCUUGGAUGAAUGGCAUACACAUCUUCUGUUACUAUAUUUGUAUGCUGUCAAUAUUUGGGUUCAGGUCAAAAUUCUGGUUCCUGAAACAUUCGGGAUAAGCCGGUUGGUUCCCUGCCUGAGCAGAGUUGCUCUGUCACGGUAAUUGUCCCGAAAUGGUAAUUGUGCUCAAUUGGAAUAUCCUCAUCUAAACGGCAACGCACGGACAACGUCAUGACGCGAGUAGGCGUCAUUUCCGCUUCUUUCUUUCUACCAUCAAUAAAAUACGUUCACGUUGAUCACCUCACUAAUAAUGUCAUAGGCUUCCUCCUCACUCCACAAGCGUGGUGCUGUGCCGUGUCUGAGGUUUGCCUUGUUUGUGUACCUCUGCUUGUGUAUUUACGGUGGGCCGCGUGCCAGAUGCCCCCUCCAAGUAAUUUCUGUAUUCAAAACACCAAAUUCCUUGUGGAUAAACCAUGCGCAGAACAUAAUUGGGCGUUUCAGUGGGGAUAUUCCAAUACGUGUUUACAUGACCAAAUAUUCGGGUUCAAACCAGAGUCUUAUUUGAGAUUUUCAAAACCGGAAUAGAGCAAAUUGGGGUUUUUGCGGGUUGCCUUGCGCAACCGGAGCGUUGCUAAUAUUCCGCUUUUGAAAGCGUUAUUGACUGCAUGUAAAUGUAUUCCGUGUGUUCCUUCUGCCCUGCCUUUGGGCUUUAUAUCGCUUACUUUCUGUCAACAACAAAAAAAUGCCUUUAUGUUGCUAAAUUUUUGCCUUCUCUGCAACAUCUCAUUUAUUUGUAUUUUGCGUUGUUGCUUCUCAAAGCAACUUUUGACUGACUGUUGGAAACAGUGUCCUCUAGUGGUUAAUCGUAGACCUGCAUUAUGGACAAAUGGACUUGGCAAGUGCUUUCUAUCCCACCACGCAAUUCCCUUUUGUGAGCAUUACGCUCGUGGUGUUGUCUUCAGUAAUAAGAAUGGUCCGUAAUUGUCUUCAGUUAAUACUAUAUUAGUAUAUUCGACAGUAUUCUAUUCAAACGGUGGAACUAUCUGUAAAUAUAAUGGCCCAUCUGAACCCCCACAAACUGCUAUAGACGCCACACAUUUUUAACGUUGAUGAUUUUUCCACCAACAAAAAAAAAGUGCUUGGUUUAUUGAAAAUUAUCAUUCAAUAUUUGAAUUGUUUUAUCUUUUAAAAUGUCUGUUUUUUUGCGGGUAACCUGAUUCCGUGCGACCUGGGUUUGGGGGAUUAGGCAUGGGCAUUAGACUACAUUUCGUUGACAAACUUUUAAUUGAUGAGCAAUCGAAGAAUCUUUUUUAAUCAUAGUAAACAUUAAAGGAGAGACGUAUUGUGCAUUGUUUUUACAAUCUUGAACAGUUCCAAGGCAUUUAUAUAAUCUGUGGCACGCUUUUGUCAAAACACCCCAAGAAUCAUGAAUUGCAGCGCACUCCGCGCCCUGUUUCUUGUCUUCCUGAAAUUUGCUCGUUUUUAGGAGCAGGCCCUGUCUCCUGCAAGUGAGUUAGCCUUCAUCCUCAGCCAAGCCCAGCUUUCAUUACCAUGACAACUGGGGACAUAGCCUGAUCUUUGUAAAAUAGAGUCUUCGCAUGACUCCCCUUGUCAUCUCGCCUGCUAGUGUGUGCACAACAGCCGGUAGGAUGUUGCCGAGUGCGUGUGUUCCGAUGGCGUUCUCUUCUGCCGCAUCGCUCGGGUAACAUCAGCAAAAGUGUCCAAAAUCUGACCAAAACUGUUAAAUGCCAGAUUUUCUCUCCUUGCUUACACCCAAUUAAAUAAAAGUCACAUUUAAACAUAUAAGUGCUUUGUAAAAAAAAAAAAUGACAUCAGUGGUCUUCUAUAGACCAGCAUCUGUGCUGGUUGUAGUCAAAUCAUUCACUCCCUUUAGCCCCAAUAAUCAAUGCCAUGCGAUGGACGAGUUCUGAACCAUCACUUAAUCCUUGUGUUUGAUUGCCAUUUUUAAAUAUAUUUUAAGUUGAGUCCGGGAAAAAUGUACUUUAUUUGAAAUAUACCAAUUCAAUGGUUUACCUCAAUAUUUAAAAAGUAGUGUUGCUGCUCAUUGUAAAAUAAUAAAUAAAUAAAACCACCAAAAAAAAAAGAACUACAAAUGAUUUUAAGUUAGUGGUUUUGCUCUGGGCCAGGAAUAGAUGAAGGGAUUUGUGAUAGCGUUUUUUUUUUUUUUUUUUUUUUUUUUUUUUCUUCAAGUAUGUAUUUUAAAUAGGAUACGCUCUGGGACAAAAAUGCCAUUAGUUGACGUCACGGCGACACGUCAACGUAAUCAAACCGUAGAACUAGCUUUGUUUUUUGCCUUUUUUGCUUAAAUGAGAAUUCUAUCGUAAGAUAAUUAUGCAUGCGUUUUAAUAAGAUUAUAUGAUACGGUUUGAAGCCAGUUUUUUUUUUUUUUUUUGCCCCCUUUUUGUUUCAUGUCAGACUGUAUUUGAGCCUCUCGAGUGCGGAGGGAGGCGGCCGAGGUACUGCUGAUCAUGGGGUGCUGCGAAUGCGUGAUCGACGUCAUCCGUUUUCCGAGGACGUAUUAUGUAAAUACGUGAGAACUGCUGUUUUUAUGCCACGAGGGGGCGCCGUCAAUUCAGAGAUACAGUAAGGGGCGCCAAGAACAUUAUACCUCUUUUUCUACAGUAGCAUUUCAAGGA
Molecule: messenger RNA, 7816 nt
Organism: Hippocampus comes (tiger tail seahorse)
Lineage: Eukaryota; Metazoa; Chordata; Actinopteri; Syngnathiformes; Syngnathidae
Gene: znf618
Product: zinc finger protein 618
Exons: 14
Coding region: 421-3270 (949 amino acids)
Molecular function (GO): protein dimerization activity
Source: RefSeq, a predicted model, not a curated record